AUUAUAUCGCUCAUCUCGCUCCCACCAUAGAGAAUAUCGGAAUACAGUUUUAACUAUCAUAUAUAUAAAUAAAACGAAAUAAAUAAAUAAAUAAAUAAUGGGUUCAUAUCUUGACUUGGACCACAAGUAACCUCUCUGUAACAACUCACCCUGGCUUCUGUGUACAAAUGGAUGUGAUCUUCGAUCAAUCAAAUGGAAAAUCCUUCUCGAUUGAAGUGGGUUUCUUUGAUACAAUCCUAGAAAUCAAGCAAAAGAUAGAGAAGUACCACGCCAUACCCAUUUCAACCCAAACCCUUGUCUUGAAUAAUAAUCGCCAAGUUCUCCAAGAUGAACGCUACGUGGGCGACUACGAAAUCUUCCAAAACUCUCACAUCCGCCUCAUUAUCCCCUCCGAUAAUUCCGAUACGCCCACCACCACUAACGCCGAUGCCGACAUUGACGCCAACACCAUCAUGAUCGACGUUGAUGAUCAAGACUCCCCUCCUCCAUUAUUUUUCAACAAAAUUAUUAGACUCAACUUAAAGAUUCCUACUCCGAAACCCCACGUGGUCCCUGUGGAGAUGGACUUAAACGACACCGUUUCGUCAUUGAAAGAGAAGAUUCAAGAGAUAGAGCCCUCUGUGGUUUCGGCCAAACGUGUGGUUCUUUACUCAUAUUCCUCUUCGGGGCUUGUGGAGUUGAAAGAGAACCGUUGUUUAAGUGAAUGUGAACUUCGUGAGAACGCUGAGAUCGAGGUGAGUUUGAUGAUGAGGACGUCGACAGUAUUAGGGGCGGGUUCAAAGAAUAAUAAUAAGUUGAAACUGACAGUAAGAUCCAAGUGCGAGAGUAGGAAGGUUAUCGUGGAGAUGAGCCCAAGUGAUGAUGUGGUGGAACUGAGGAAGGAGUUGGACAAGAUUAGACAGAGAGGGGUUCAUUUUCCUCUUCCCUCAGAUGGUUACUUUUUCAUUUACAAGCAAACUGUCAUGGACGAAGAUAAGUCCUUUCGAUGGCACCACGUCUCCCAUGGUGAUACUAUUGACAUUUUCAAUGGUAGCAUUACCGGAGGAUCUUGAUUAAUUCUUCUUCUUAAUUACCCUAUACCUACUGCAUUAAUUGCCUUUAAUUUUUAUUUAUUUUUAAUUAUUCAUAUAUUAGAUUCUACCCCCUUUAAUUUCCCCCAUUCAUUCUCUAUUAAUCCUUCAUUGCCAUAUCCCAAUCAUCAGUAUUUUUAUAUGUAUAUAUAUAUAAUGAUAGAUAUAUGGUGUUCGUAUAUUGGUUCCUAAAACUGAUGGAGAUUCCAAUAAUAUGUUAUAUGUAAAUGUUAAAUCAUCUUGCAUAUUUUAACAUUCGAUCUAUAAUAUUUUGUCUAUAAUUAAC
This is a messenger RNA of Cannabis sativa, 1356 nucleotides long. RefSeq names its product ubiquitin domain-containing protein 7SL RNA1-like. Gene Ontology annotation, biological process: proteasome-mediated ubiquitin-dependent protein catabolic process. Gene Ontology annotation, cellular component: nucleoplasm; cytosol. NCBI's taxonomy places the organism in Eukaryota, Viridiplantae, Streptophyta, Magnoliopsida, Rosales, Cannabaceae. The coding region runs from base 168 to 1052 and encodes 294 amino acids. The transcript has a single exon. The record is from RefSeq and is a predicted model, not a curated record. Gene Ontology annotation, molecular function: polyubiquitin modification-dependent protein binding; proteasome binding; ubiquitin binding.